AUGAGGGAUGACAUGCAGCAAAGGGCAGAGGUCAGAUUCGAACCCACUGUGGCCUCCGUGCACGGGGCGUGCAACAUAACCGCGAGGCUAUCCGACGCCCCUCUCUGCAGCUUUUGUGCCUUCAUAGCUGCAAAGGGCGGAGGAGGAGGAGGAGGAGGAGGAGGAGGAGGACGCAGGUGGAAGACGACGACGACGCCGACGCCGAUCGACCACAGGAGGUUCGAGUCUGUGAGGAAGAGAAGGCGAGAGAUCCAGAAGAGGGGAGUUGAAUCGCUCUCCCCCCAAAAAUACUCAAAGACGACCGGGGGAAAUAUGCGGUUUCCACUCCUCUGGCUGAUAGGUCUACUUGCAGGGCUGGAACACUGCUGUGCAGUUGCCGACCUGAAGGACUGCGUGGCCGCAGGCAGCAAGUGUCACCCUCAGGCUGAGUGCUUGAAGGUCCAGAACAACUUCACCUGCGCCUGCCGCAUGGGUUACCAGGGCGACGGUCUGCUGUGCAGUGACAUCGAUGAAUGUCUCAGUGGCCUGCACGGCUGUCACCGGAGGGCCCGCUGCAACAACACCCUGGGCAGCUACAGCUGCGUCUGCACCGAUGGAUAUGUUGGAGACGGCACCAACUGCCAGGACAUUGAUGAGUGCCAAAAAGAAAAUGGGGGUUGCCAUGCCAACGCCCUCUGUACAAACAUUGAGGGGGGGCGACAGUGUCAGUGUAAUAAUGGAUUCCGGGGAAACGGCUUCCAGUGCUCUGAUAUCAAUGAAUGCGCUAACCAAAGAACUUGCCACUGGAACGCCACGUGCACCAACAACCCUGGGUCCUACGUGUGUACAUGUAAUUCUGGAUAUAAGGGCAACGGAAACUACUUGUGUCUUGACAUAGAUGAGUGUUCAGAGACUCCUCAGGUGUGUUCUUCUUCACUCGGCUACAGAGGCUGCAAAAAUCUGCCCGGCUCUUAUCGCUGCACAUGCAGCACGGGCUUUGAAAGUAACGGCCAGAACUGUGUGGACAUCGAUGAAUGUGCAAGCAACAUCUGUAGUCUGUAUGCAGACUGUGUGAACACCAUGGGAUCAUACCGGUGUACCUGCGAUAGUGGUUUUGUAGGAAAUGGAUUGACAUGUGCCGACAUAAAUGAAUGUAUUGAUAGUAAUCAGUGUGACUCCAACUCUGUUUGCAUCAACCGGCUGGGGAGUUACGAGUGCUCCUGUCUGAAUGGUUUUGUAGGAGAUGGCCGACUAUGUGAAGACAUCAAUGAGUGUGAAACACCAGGCAUCUGCCCGUCUGCCACUACUUGUGUCAACACUGGUGGGUCGUAUUACUGCGACUGUGGCAGUGGCUUCAUCUUCAAUAAUUCCAAGUGCCAAGACCUGGAUGAGUGCAUGGCAGGCCGCUGCAACCCUGAUGCUACCUGCACAAAUUCCCCAGGCUCCUUCUCCUGUCAGUGUGCUGCAGGGUACAUGGGAGAUGGCUUCACCUGUGAUGAUAUAGAUGAGUGCUCACUGGCUAAGCAGUGCCACUCUAAUGCCCUAUGCAUGAACCUUCCUGGCUCCUAUAACUGCACCUGUAGUGUAGGUUACUCUGGAGAUGGAGUGAUCCAAUGCAAUGAUGUAAACGAGUGUCUGGUGAAUAAUGGGGGCUGCAGAAACAGAGCUACAUGUGUCAACAACCAAGGUUCCUUCUCUUGCAUGUGUGAGUCAGGCUUCAUCCUGGUUAACCAGACUCUUUGCCAGGAUAUAAAUGAGUGUGAGGAAGUGGACGAUCGAUGUAGAGUGAACGAAGAAUGCAAGAAUAUGGAUGGGUCAUUCGAGUGCCCCUGCAGAGUUGGUUACUUCCGGCCUGCCAGCAACAUGGACUGUGUUGAUAUGGACGAGUGUAAAGACAGUCCCUGUCAUGUCAAUGCAACAUGUCUCAACACCAUCGGGUCGCACACUUGCACCUGUAAGCGAGGCUUUUCAGCAAAUGGCACCCAGUGUGAAGACAUUGACGAGUGUUCUGGAGGGGGUACAUGCCAUCCACGGGCGCUAUGCACUAACUUCGUAGGGGACUUCUUUUGCUCCUGUCAGCAGGGAUUCAUGGGGGAUGGCUUCUCCUGUAAGGAUGUGGACGAGUGUGCCCUCUCUGAUACCAUAUGCUCUGCCUUCUCAGCGUGUAUCAACUCCCCUGGUGCCUAUGUCUGCUCAUGUUUGAAUGGCACAGUGGACUUCAAUGACACCUGUGUACAACCCAGUCCGUUGUGUGACCCCGUCUGCCACAGUCGCGGCCUGUGCCACCAAUCACCUGCUGGAUACCAGUGUGUGUGUGACCUGGGUUAUGUGGGGGAUGGGCUGACCUGCUCUGAUAUUGACGAGUGCCAGCAGGAAAAUAUUUGUCCUGCAAAUGAAACUGAGUGCAUCAACAUCCCAGGAUCCUUUUCCUGUGUCUGCAAAAGAGGCUACGCUCUCAAUGGAACAAAGUGUUUCGAUGUGAACGAGUGUGAGACAGGGCAGCAGGAGUGCAGUGAGUUUGCUCAGUGUGUCAACACAAUUGGCAGCCAUUCCUGCCUCUGUCUGAGUGGCUUUACAGGUGACGGGAAAAACUGCUCAGGUGUGUAUUAA
Molecule: messenger RNA, 2589 nt
Organism: Labrus mixtus (cuckoo wrasse)
Lineage: Eukaryota; Metazoa; Chordata; Actinopteri; Labriformes; Labridae
Product: fibrillin-2-like
Exons: 5
Coding region: 1-2589 (862 amino acids)
Molecular function (GO): calcium ion binding
Source: RefSeq, a predicted model, not a curated record